CCGACAGCGCGGGUCCAGCAAAAAAGGGGCAGCUCGGACUCGGCGGGAUGGCAGCUGUACAGUAAUCACAUUCACCAGCGUGUGGAUGCGGGCAACUCCCCGGGGAGAGACGGUGCAAAUCUUGGCACCAAUUGGCUAAUUCAAUUUAAUUCCACUGCAUUCGCCCUGUCAGAAUAUUCAUGAGGUGGAGAGUGAGUACCUCUGGUACUCAGAGAGAAGAGUGCAAUAAGAAGAGAGCGGGAAGGCAGCAACGCUUUCGCGAAAGCGAUGUAGAAAAAGUUUCUCGUCUGCAUCUUAUCUUGAGGCAGCUCUCGCCGAAAAAAAAUCCUUGCAAUUUCUCAGAAGAGCUUCCGAUGCAACUUUUCUGAAGAGUCCUUAUUUAGUGAACUGCAGGGGACAAUGAGGUCGGAGCGGGUUUUGAGGUGUGAAAAUUGACAGGAGUUGACAGCACUGUCGAGGUCGAGGACUCCUUGCCAUCAAUUGGAUGAACACCUUUAGCUUUUCCUGGCAACCAAGUGAAGAGUUCUUCUCUUAUGAAAACCACCUCAACCCAGCACUCAAUAGAGAUAUUAUUUGACCAAAGACUGUUAUGCCUAGUUUCCAAAAACAGUUUGCAAAGUCUGAGCUCCUUCCCUUUUAAUCUUCACCAACUUUUCUUGUAACAAUUGGCAUGUUAAUUUACAAUAUAAUGGGUAGUAAGUAUAUACAAGGAUCCUGCCUACUUCUCUGUCUAGUUGAUUUAGUGCAAGUACUGAAUGUUCAGCCAGCAACCACAGUAGGGAACAACCAACAUGAUAAGAUGCUGCAUCAUCGUGUGAAGAGAGGGUGGGUAUGGAACCAAUUUUUUGUGUUGGAAGAAUACACUGGAACAGAACCUUUAUACGUUGGCAAGCUUCAUUCAGACAUGGACAAAGGAGAAGGGUCUGUCAGAUACAUCCUCUCUGGUGAUGGAGCAGGUACUGUUUUCACCAUUGAUGACAACACUGGAGACAUCCAUGCGGUACAGAGAUUGGAUCGGGAAGAGAAAUCUCACUAUACUCUGCGUGCACAAGCCUUGGACAGAUGGACUGGUCAACCAAUGGAGCCAGAGUCUGAAUUCAUCAUAAAGAUCCAGGAUAUCAACGACAACGAACCAAAAUUUCUUGAUGGACCUUAUGUAGCCAAUGUUCCUGAAAUGUCUCCAAUAGGUACGUCAGUAAUACAACUGACAGCGAGUGAUGCUGAUGACCCCACAUAUGGAAACAGUGCACGAGUGGUUUACAGCAUCCUUCAGGGACAGCCAUAUUUCUCAGUGGAAGCAAGGACAGGCAUCAUCAGGACAGCUUUACCAUAUAUGGACAGAGAGAUAAAGGAUGAAUACCUUGUGGUGGUGCAAGCCAAGGACAUGGGUGGACAAAUGGGCGGAUUAUCAGGCACAACAACUGUAAACAUCACCCUGACAGAUGUCAACGACAAUCCUCCAAGAUUCCCUCAAAAGCUAUACCAGAUGAACGUGAUGGAGACAGCUUUGGUUGGCUCAGCGGUGGGAAGAAUUCUAGCUAAGGACGCAGAUGAGGGGCUAAAUGCAGAAUUGAGCUACAGCUUCAUCAAUGGCGAUGGGAUGAACGUAUUUGAGAUCAUCACAGAUGAAAGUAACCAAGUUGGGAUCAUCACCUUAAAGGAGCCAUUAGAUUUUGAAACCAAGGACAGCUACAUGUUGGUUGUAGAGGGCACCAACACCCACCUAGAUCUUCGCUUUCUGAACUUCGGUCCAUUCCGAGAUACAGCCAGGGUGCGUCUGACAGUUGAGGAUAUGGAUGAGCCUCCACAGUUCGAUUCUCCCUCCUACAUGGUGGAGGUGUACGAAGAUGUCACGGUCGGAACUACUAUCCAAAUCGUUUCAGCAAAAGACCCAGAUGCAGCGAACAACUCCAUCAGGUAUUCAAUUGAGCGAUCCACUGAUCCUACAAGAUCCUUUUAUAUUGACAUCGCCUCAGGAGCUCUAAUGACUGCAAAGUCACUGGACCGAGAAGAUCUUUCUUGGCAUAAUAUCACAAUCCUUGCAAUGGAAAUGAAGAAUCCCACACAAAUUGGAAGUGUUUCAGUCUCAAUUAAAGUCCUUGACAUCAAUGACAAUCCACCAGAGUUUGUCAGGGAUCAUGAAGCCUACAUCUGUGAAAAUACCAAACCUGGACAGCUGAUUCAAGUGGUCAGUGCCGUGGACCCAGAUAACCCUCAAGAGGGUCAUCACUUCUACUACAGUCUGGCUCCCGAGGCAGCAAACAAUGCGAAUUUCACCGUGCGGGACAAUAAAGAUAACACUGCCUGGAUCCUGACCAGAAGAGGAGGGUUCAACCACCAGGAACAGGGCACCUACUACCUGCCAAUUCUCAUUGCGGACGAUGGACUUCCAAUGCAGAGUGGCACCAGCACCCUGACAAUUCGAAUCUGUGGCUGUGAUAUAGAUGGAAACGUUAGGUCCUGUAAUGUCGAGGCCUACAGCCUUCCCAUCAGCCUCAGCAGAGGAGCACUUAUUGCAAUUCUUGGGUGUAUCUUCAUCUUGUUGGUAUUAAUAUUGUUAAUUUUAACAAUGAGAAAACACAAGAAACAAUCCCUUAUUGUUGACGAGGAGGAAAACGUCCAUGAAAAUAUUGUAAGAUACGACGAUGAAGGCGGUGGCGAAGAGGACACAGAGGCCUUUGAUAUUGCUGCCCUGUGGAAUCCCAGGGAAGCUCACUUGACAAAGUCCAGGAGGGACAUGCUGCCAGAAAUUGAAAGCCUGUCCAGGUAUGUCUCGCAGUGCAGAUCGGGUGACGACAGCAUCAACAGCUACAUUCUGACAAAGUUGCACGAUGCCAACACGGACCCCUGUGCUCCCCCUUUUGAUUCCUUGCAGACUUAUGCAUUUGAGGGGAAUGGCUCUAUAGCAGAAUCACUGAGCUCCUUCGAGUCGACCACAACAGACUUGGACUUCAAUUAUGAUUAUCUCACCGAGUGGGGACCUCGGUUCAAGAAACUGGCAGACAUGUACAGAGGCUCCGAGAGUGCUGAAGACUCAUUGUAGCUGGUGGGGAGUGCUUCUUGAUUAAUGGCAGCCUCUGUUAUCCGGCAUGGAUCUCUGCCUGUUUUGGUCAGAAAGCCCAUCGUCAAGAUGAAGCAUCUUUGGGGUUUCAACUGGGAUUGAGCAAACCAUGUAGGAAAUAGUGAAUCUGCAGACUGGCGGCUCAGACAGGCAGAACACAUGACAGACAGGACAGGGGAAAAAAAGCUUGAAUCAUUAAAGUCAUUAUCUGCCUGUAUAGAAGGACAGAAAAUAAAAAAAAAUUAAGGUAUCUCAGCCUCUGAGGAUAAAAGUGAUUAUGUCUUGCCUCUGUAACACUGAAAUCUAUUCUAACACUGAGCAACGGCAGCUCACACACCAUCCCAGCCCGCACUUCAGUAAAUCAGAACGAGACUGACCUAUAUUUGAGACUUGCUUGUUCAUUUUCAAAACUCACUGUAAAUAUCUAGGCAGGGACGUGGGUUAUUAAUCAGGCCACCGCCGCAGUCACAGUGUAAACAGGUUUACAUUUUACUUGGAAGUUCAUGCAGUGUCAUUCUGUGACCCGGUGGAUUGUUGAGCUAUGAAGAGCUCUGCCUUUCUGGUUUAAUCACGUCAAAAAAAAAGACGUCGUCUUUAUCUGUGAAAGAAUCCUAUAAACUGAUGAAGUGGCUAUGCCUACGUCUGCUGAAAAUCCAGCACGAUUCCGGCUCUCCAACUGAAUACACAAAGGAGGUUCAUAACUUCAGCAAGAGAGCCCCUCCCCCCACAACUCACCCAACAUCCAUAGAUGAUGGCAAAUCAGAAAUUGCAAGGGAAGCAAUUCUGGAUCCUUCGCUUCCUUAAAAUUUGCUUCGCAUCCAUAGUCAAACCCUCAGAAUUCGCAUUACUCAGCAGCAAGCCAGAGAAUGGAACUGAGGAGUGGAUUCAUAGGCGGAGAAUCGCAAGCCUCAGCCUCAGAGAUAAUCUGUUAAACAGCAGUUUACAGAUGCACUGAAUUCAAGACACUCAGACCUUGGCUGAUUGUCUAAUACGGAAAGGAAGUGCAGAUCAAACAGAUACACAUUUUAAAAUGUAACAGAAUAGAUUGUAUUUAAAAUAGGAUGCAAAAAUAAUGACAUUUAAGUCGGUGUGAAAAAAUGUUAACCCAUUAUUUCCCUGACUGUGCAUGCAGUUAAAACUAUACUGGAAUCAGAUACCUGUAAAUAGAUGAGCAAUGCUUUAAUGAAUUAUUGAUUCCAUUGUCCUGAAUACAGGAUAUGUGUCCAAUGGUGGCCAAUGCCUUUGAAAAUGGCUACUAAUCCAUUCAAUAUGACUGGACCCGGUUACGUUUUGAAAACAAAUUGAUUUAGUCUGGAUUUACAGUGCACAUUGGAGACAAGAGAUGUUUGGUAGACAGGGGCUGCUGCCUUUGGUUUUGUGUACUUGCUGCACAGAGACAGAACUUACCACUCACUGUGUUUUAUCUGUCUUGUGACAGAUGAGACUUGAAAAAGGUACUCUGAUUUCAAGGACAAAAUGGUGAAAAUGUGCAUCUUUAACAACAAAAACUGUAUUUUCUUGUUUAUGGAAAUUUUUUGUACAUUUGUUAAUUUCUUAAAAAAAAUGAAUAUUGAUGUGCUGCUUGUCAGGACGUUAGCAGUUGUUUUAAUAAAAGUAAAUAAGUCAUCAUUAUUCUUUCAAUCAUCCUCCAUGAGAGUCAGCAAUUGCCUCCGUUCAAAUCCUACAAUUACAGCUUUUGUCUUAUUGAAAUCAGUAACCUCCCCCUC
Mobula hypostoma (lesser devil ray) is the source of this 4788-nucleotide messenger RNA. RefSeq names its product cadherin-20-like. NCBI's taxonomy places the organism in Eukaryota, Metazoa, Chordata, Chondrichthyes, Myliobatiformes, Myliobatidae. Gene Ontology annotation, cellular component: adherens junction; catenin complex; plasma membrane. The transcript is spliced from 12 exons. Gene Ontology annotation, biological process: homophilic cell-cell adhesion; adherens junction organization; cell-cell adhesion mediated by cadherin. Bases 671 to 3043 code for a protein of 790 amino acids. Gene Ontology annotation, molecular function: calcium ion binding; cadherin binding. The record is from RefSeq and is a predicted model, not a curated record.